AUGCUUUCACGAGCGCGCAUUGUCGGGCCAGUAGGCCGGCAGCUACGCUAUGGGCGGAUACCCCCCACACGCGUAUUCACGUCCACCCGUCCUGCCCAAGCUUCCAGCGGGACUCUACGGAAGGCAGCACGAUACACGACUUAUCUCGUCACGUCGUCCGUCGUGGGCGUCCUGGCCGUCACCGGUGCCAUCUUCUUGCACGACGCGUUCACGUACAGCGAACGGCACAUAGACCGCGUACCCGUCAACCCCCUCGCGCUCCAUCCAGAAACAGGCGGUCCCAACAACUUGCCGAUCGCAGCAGUCCUCGUUGACGACGAAGAAGAUGAAGAAACCAAGAAGAUCAGCGAGAAACCCAAGCUGGUCAUAGUCGGGGGUGGUUGGGGGGCAGUCGGCGUGCUUGACACCCUUCGCGCCGGCGACUACCAUGUCACCGUCAUCGCGCCCGAUACCUUCACGACGUUCACUCCACUCCUGCCCUCUGCUGCCGUUGGUACCGUCCAAGUUCGGUCACUCAUAGAACCGCUCCGGAAAGUGAUAGCGCGGCUACGCGGGCAUUACAUUCAAGGCGAGUUGCGCAUGUUCAGCUCUGCGGUAGAUAUCGUCAUGUCCGACCGUCUCCUGGAGGUAGAAGUCGACGCUCCUGAAGGCAGAAGGAGGAUAUACGUGCCAUACGAUAAACUCGUCAUCGCUGUUGGCUCUACUUCGGCGACUCACGGCAUCAGCGGCCUGGAGCAUUGUUUCCAACUGAAAACAGUCGGGGACGCGCGUGCCAUCCGCAAGCGGAUUGUGGACAAUUUUGAGAUGGCAUCUCUGCCGACCACAACGCCCGAAGAGCGCAAGCGUUUGUUGUCUUUCGUCGUCUGCGGUGGAGGACCAACCGGCGUUGAAGCAGCUGCCGAGAUCUACGACCUUUGUAAUGAAGAUGUGAUGAAUUAUUAUCCAAAACUCUGUCGUGAAGAGGUUUCGAUUCACGUCAUCCAGUCACGGUCUCAUAUUCUCAAUACCUAUUCGGAGGCAAUCUCAAAAUAUGCGGAAAAUAAAUUCGCUCGAGAUGGGGUUGGCCUGAUCACGAAUGCGCGUGUUGCGGGCAUUGAGGCUGACAAGGUAGUGUAUAGCAUAAAGACAGCAGACGGCAAGACCGAGCAGCACGAGAUACCCACUAAUUUUGUGUUAUGGUCUACCGGGAUUGCUAUGAACCCUUUUACUGCUCGUGUAUCGUCUCUUCUACCCAAUCAGGUUCACAAGAAAGCCAUUGAGGUUGACGCUCAUCUCCGGGUGAAAGGUGCCCCGCUAGGAACGGUUUAUGCCAUUGGAGAUGCUAGCACGGGCGAGACGUCGAUCGUUAGCUAUCUUAUGGAGCUCGUGGACGAAGCGGACAAAAACAAAGACGGCAAGAUUGAUUUUGAAGAAUGGGGAACUAUGGUGAAUGCCAUCAAGCGCAAGAUACCUCUCACCGAGCCCCAUCUGGCUAAGGUGGAGGAGCUUUUCAAGCUAUACGACUCGGAUUCCGACAAUAGUCUCACGUUGAAUGAGCUGGUUGUCCUUCUGCAAGAGAUCGGGAACCGCAUCACCGCGUUGCCCGCUACUGCCCAAGUAGCAUCGCAGCAGGGAAAGUACUUGGGCAAGAAACUCUCUAAGGUUGCAAAGUUGAAGCGUACGAUGACGGAGAACGCGAUCCCUGAGUAUACGGCGGACGAGGCGGUUGCUUCACCUUUCGUUUAUCGCCACCUAGGCAGCCUGGCUUACAUUGGUAAUGCUGCCGUAUUUGACUUCGGUAAAUACAGCUUCAUGGGCGGCUUGGCUGCCAUGUAUGCUUGGCGAAGUAUAUACUGGAGCGAGCAAGUCAGUAACCGGACAAGGGCGCUGCUCAUGAUUGAUUGGAUCGUCCGCGGCGUUUGGGGCCGGGAUCUUUCGAAAUUGUAA
Molecule: messenger RNA, 1926 nt
Organism: Punctularia strigosozonata HHB-11173 SS5
Lineage: Eukaryota; Fungi; Basidiomycota; Agaricomycetes; Corticiales; Punctulariaceae
Product: mitochondrial NADH dehydrogenase
Exons: 18
Coding region: 1-1926 (641 amino acids)
Molecular function (GO): NADH dehydrogenase activity; calcium ion binding
Source: RefSeq, a predicted model, not a curated record